AUGAGACAGAAAAAAUCUGAACAACAACAUUAUCAUUCACGCGAUGAUUAUGAUCAUAUAUCAUCAUCAUCAUCAUCAUUGUCAUCUUAUAUUCAACUUCGAAAUAAUAACAUGUUAACUUUUUCUAAAUCAAAACAAUCAAUAUUUGAUUUCGUACAUAUUCGAUCAUAUAUAAUCAUAUUUCUAAUUAGUUCUCUUUCAUUACUUUUGACUUUUUUUAUUCUAUUUCCUACACAAAAAAAUACAAAUACAUAUUUAAAUCAUCGUUUAAAAAGACAAUUACCACCAUCACCACCAUCAACAGAAUUAAAUAUUAAUGAUAAACAACAUUGUACGGAAAUGUUAAGCAAAAUGUUAUUACAUCGAACAUCAUCUGCAUUAAGUGAUUGUACAAUAAAUUCGGCAGUUGAUGGAAUUUAUACUUUACCAGGACCAAAAACUUUAUCAUUCGAAACUAUUUCUUUGGUCGAAAGAACUUUUGAAAAAAGCUUUUCUGCAUUAAAAUCUACAGCAGCUAGUAUACGUCAGAAAUUAAAUAAUUCAUCAAAUUUAUUAGGUGAUUUUGCAUUAGCUAAAUUUCAUGAUGAAUAUAGUUUUCGUAUACGUUUAUUACUUACUAUUCAUUUAUCCAUAAAAGAAAUAAAUCUCAUUGUCGCACCACCCUUAUUUAAUGAUAAUAAUGGUGGUGCAUAUAUAUAUUAUGAUACAAUAAAAUAUUAUCGUAUAAAUAAUCAAAGUGAUUUUGAUUCCAUACAUGAUGUUAAAUUAAAACAAAAUUCAAAUGUUAUUUUACAUAAAUUUACACCAGCAAAUGCACGCGAAACAUUAAAACAAACAACGUCUAAUAGUAAUAAUUCAUUAUUUAAUGAUGGCUGGUGGAUUGGACCUGUUCUAUGUGAAUUGAAUAAAAAUGAAACUUUUCUAAUGGCACAUAUUUUUCCAUUGACAACUAGUUAUUUUCUUGUUACUUAUUUCAACAUAUCAUCUGUUGAUAUAAAUCAAUGUGCUAAUAAUGAUGUACCAUUUGGUGGCACACAUAAAUGUCCUACUGGAAUGAAAUGUCUUUUUCGUCGUGGUGAAGGUUUUACUUUAGGAGCUUAUGAUUGUCAUUGUUCGAAUUCACAAGAAAAUAUAAGUUUAAUUAUUGAUGGAAAUGAAUUAGAAUGGAAUAAAACAAAUGAUAAUGGAUCAUUAACAUUAAAAAUAGAUACAUGUAAAUGUCAUCCAGAAUUAUGUCGUAUAACUCAUAAUCGUUUAUUACCUACCAUAAUAAUAAUAAUUCAAUCGAUAUUUAUUGUGUUUGUUGCUAUACUUGCUGCUAUUGUAUUUAAAAAACGUAAAACAAAAAUAAUUAAACAUUCAAUGUGGAUUUUACUUGAACUUGUAUUACUUGGUGCCGUUUUACUCUAUGCAUCAGUUAUUAUCGAUAGUUUAGGUCCACAUGGAAUUGUUUGUUUAAUAAUGCCAUGGUUACGUGAACUUGGUUUUACUAUUGUUUAUGGAACAUUAAUAUUACGUAUUUAUAAAAUGUUAGCUGAAUUUCAAUCUCGUAAGGCACAUUGUGUACAAGUCAAAGAAAAAGAUAUAUUACGUAUAUUAUUUUUUAUUUCAAUAUCAAUAACUGGUUAUUUACUUGGAUGGACAUUAGUUAAUAUAGAUCAUGCCAAUGAAAAUAUACCACUUGGAAAAUAUUUAUUAGGAAAUGGUGUUACAAUAAAAGGAAGAUUUUCUUUUCAAACAUGUCGUCCACGUUCAUGGGAUUAUCUUGUUCAAAUUGCGGAAUUUAUAUUUCUUUGUGUUGGCAUUCGUUUUAUCUAUAGUACAAGAACUGCUCCAUGUGAAUAUCAUGAAAGAAAAUUAAUAACAAUUGUUAUUAUAUGUGAAAUGCUUUUUUCAACAUUACUUCAUAUAAUCAAAGACUGUUUAUGGUCAACAGUUAAUCCUGAUGCACUUUUUAUUUUAUCUGUCUUACGAUGCCAUUUUACAGUAACCUGUAUGCUUAUACUUAUUUUUUGUACAAAAUUAUGUUAUAUAUUCCGACCAUUUAAUGAAGAAUUUGCCGGACGUGAUCGUGUUCGUUCAGUAGUUGAUGGUGCUGAACCAGCUGAUCUUAUCAGUAAAUUACAUUCAAAUGGUGAUGUAGAAUUUGGUGAAUUAAAUUUACGAGAUAUGGAUCCUGAAGAAAUUCGAGCGGAAUUGAAACGUUUAUAUACAUCAUUACAUGUAUUAAAAACGAAAACAAUGCGUAAAGAUAAUCCACAUUUAACAAAACGACAUGGACAACGACGAAAACGUCGAUUUUCUAUGCAAGCCUUUCAACGUCAUGGAACAAGUACUGCAGGCACUGGUGGAGGCGGUGGAACAGUCAAUAGUAUAUUAAGUAGUGGUGGUGGUGAUAAACAUGAUCAUGAUCCAUUAAAAACACCUGAAGAUAGUACAGGAAGUCAUAAUGAACAUACACAUCUGGGUGGAAUAAGUAUUUAUCGUGGUAGUGUAGAUGAAAGUGAUGAUGCUCAUGGUCGAACAUUAUCAGAUUUACAAAAUACAAUGGCAUCGACAAGUGUUGGCCAACGAGUUACAUUUAAAUAG
This is a messenger RNA of Adineta steineri, 2589 nucleotides long. The record is from the annotation of a GenBank genome assembly. NCBI's taxonomy places the organism in Eukaryota, Metazoa, Rotifera, Eurotatoria, Adinetida, Adinetidae.